Darwinula stevensoni is the source of this 1248-nucleotide messenger RNA. NCBI's taxonomy places the organism in Eukaryota, Metazoa, Arthropoda, Ostracoda, Podocopida, Darwinulidae. The record is from the annotation of a GenBank genome assembly.
CGACAUCCGUUAAAGAUCUCCAUGGCAGCCCCCAUGAAUCUGUGAUAUUCCAAAGUCAUUCUACUCAUUAUCUGGUAGUCUAACAACAUCAGGGGAGUCUAGAAGGUUAAUCUCUUGCGAGGAGCUCUCGAAUUUCACAGUCAAUAUGUCCGCGUCCCAGUGUCCUCUCAUAUUUCGUCUCAUGGCAUGCUCUAUUGGAGCAGCCAACAAGGCUGGGUCAAUCAUUCGAGAUGUCAGCCGAAAAAGUGAUUUUGGUGUCGUGGAAAAAGCCAAAGAUGACUUGCAGACAGAAGCAGACCGGAGUUCCCAGCGAUGCAUUGUCGCAUCCCUAAAACACAGCUUUCCUGACCUUACUGUCAUCGGCGAGGAAGAAGGACUAAAUAUGGAUCUAACUGAGAUUCCCUCUGAUUGGAUCGUCUCACCUAGUCCCCAUCUUCAACACUUCCAGGAUCUGAACUGCCCAGAGAAUUGGGCAUGCCUUCAACCUUCAGAAGUUGUUGUCUGGGUUGACCCUAUGGAUGGAACCAGUGAAUUCACUGAAGGCCUACUGGACAUGGUGACGGUAUUGAUAGGAGUGUCUCAUGGAGGUCGUGCAAUUGGUGGAGUGAUCCAUCAGCCUUUCUUCUCAUCUGAGGGAAGAACCGUCUGGGCUUUGGAGGGGCUCCCUAUCUUUCCCCCCAUCGGAAAGAUAGGCUCUCGACCCCCUGGUUCGAGGGACUUGACCACCACUCGGUCUCAUCGAUCGAAAGUAGGCAGUGACUGCAUCGAAGCCUUCAAGCCGUCCAACAUCGUGAGGAGUGGUGGAGCCGGAAAUAAGGUGCUGAUGGUGGUUGAGGGAAAGGUAGACGCAUAUGUGUAUGCAUCCACUGGAACUAAAAAGUGGGACACUUGUGCCCCAGAAGCCAUUCUCCGUGCAGCAGGGGGCAUCCUCACAGACAUCCAUGGAUCUCCUCUACCAUAUGAUAGAGAUGCUCAGCACAUGAACGCUCGUGGGAUCUUGGCAUCACGCUCUCUGGAAUUGCAUGAGGAACUCCUGGCUAUGGUCCCCCAACAUGUCAAGGAUGCACUUUCCUAGUCCAAUGUUAUUAUUAUUCCUGUUUCCCGUGUUUUCGCCCAUAACUGAUGUGUUCCAUGUUGCGGUCCGAUAAGUAUUCAGCACCAUGUGUCCCGGCUGAAGUUCUUUGUUUCACCACGCAAGGUGCAUACCAAACCUUUCAUUAAUUCUAUGAAUAAAUUUGCAUAUGGGGU